AUUUUAUAUAAUCGUAAGUAGUUAACGUGACCUUAAAUGAACUUUCAUAAAAAAAAGGAGGGAGGUAAAAGUGAAUGCAACAGUCAAGUCACUUUCAUAAAUACAACAAUUUUGAAAAUGUCUAACAAAAUGAAUCCAAAAGGCAAUUUAUUAGACGAUUAUAAUUAUAAAAAAUUACAAGAAUAUUAUAAUGAAAAUAAAGAUAAAUUAAAUAUGAAUAAUAUGUUUAAAUUAAAUCCAUCCCGUUUUGAAACAUACAGUUUAACAUUACCAACUCCAGACGGUGACAUUUUAAUUGAUUACUCAAAAAAUCUUAUUAAUCAAGAUGUAUUUAAUAUGUUGAUCGCAUUAGCAAAAAGUCGUGAAGUAUUUGAAGCUCGCGAUUUGAUGUUUCAAGGCGCACCAAUCAAUAUUACAGAAAAUAGACCUGUUUUACACAUAGCUUUAAGAAAUCGGUCCAAUGAACCGAUUUAUGUAAAUGGUGCUGAUGUUAUGCCAGAUGUAAAAUCGGUGUUAAAUCAUAUGAAAGAAUUUACAGAAUCGGUUUUGAAUGGAAAAUGGGUAGGACAUACAGGGAAAAAAAUUACAGAUGUUGUAAAUAUUGGUAUAGGUGGAUCAGAUUUAGGUCCUGUAAUGGUUUAUGAAGCACUAAAACCAUACGGAACCGGUAUUAAUUGCCAUUUCGUAUCCAACGUGGAUGGAACUCACGUUGCAGAAGUAUUAAAAAAAGUGAACGCUGAAACGGUUUUAUUUAUAAUCGCAAGUAAAACUUUUACGACACAAGAAACAAUUACAAAUGCAAAUACGGCGAAAGAAUGGUUUUUGAAAGCAACUAAUAAUGAUGUGAAGGCUAUCGAAAAACAUUUUGUAGCAUUGUCAACUAAUAAAGAAGGAGUUAGUAGUUUUGGUAUCAACACAGAUAAUAUGUUUGGAUUUUGGGAUUGGGUUGGUGGAAGAUACUCAGUAUGGAGUGCAAUUGGACUUAGCGUUUGUUUAGCUAUUGGAUAUGAUAAUUUUGUAAAAUUUUUAGAAGGAGGGCAUUACCUUGAUAAUCAUUUUAAAACAGCACCAAUUGAGCAAAAUGCUCCAGUUAUUUUGGGAUUGCUUGGUGUCUGGUAUAAUAAUUUCUACGGGUGUGAAACACAUGCAAUUUUACCGUAUGAUCAAUAUUUACAUAGAUUCCCUGCGUAUUUCCAACAGGGUGAUAUGGAGAGUAAUGGAAAAUAUAUUACCCGUGGAGGACAAGUUGUAGGAUAUUCAACUGGACCCAUUGUUUGGGGUGAACCAGGAACCAAUGGUCAACAUGCAUUUUAUCAAUUAAUUCAUCAAGGAACUAAAAUAAUACCAUGUGAUUUUAUAGCAGCGGCGCAAACCCAUAACCCAGUACAAGCUGGUUUACAUCAUAAGUUAUUAUUGUCAAACUUUUUAGCACAAACUGAAGCUUUGAUGCGUGGAAAAUCAUCCGAAGAAGUCAAACUUGAAUUAGAAAAAUCUGGUGCCAUUUGUGAUAAUGUAACAGCCUUAAUAGCUCAUAAAACAUUCACUGGUAAUCGGCCUACAAACAGUAUAGUUGUUCCAAAAAUUACACCAUUUACUCUUGGAGUUUUAAUUGCGUUAUAUGAACAUAAAAUAUUUACACAAGGUAUUAUCUGGGAUAUCAAUUCAUUUGACCAAUGGGGUGUGGAACUUGGCAAAGCAUUGGCUAAAACGAUCGCUAAUGAUCUAUCAAAUUGUGCGCCUACAACAGGAGAUGCUCAUGAUGGCAGUACAAAUGGUUUAAUCAAUUUCAUCAAAAAACGAUUCUAUCAAACAAAAUAAAAUGAUUGUGAAUCACGCACUUAUAAAACACAUAAUGCUGAAUGGACUUUGUAAUUAAUUGCCUUUUAAUUUAAUCAGUCCAUUGUUAGUUUAGUAAGUGCAUCUUAUGAAUGUAUAAAAUUGACAAUAUUAUUGUAGGAUAAAGAUAUUGUUAUUUAAGAAAAAAAAAAAGUUCGUAAAUAUUUCUAAAA
Chrysoperla carnea is the source of this 2009-nucleotide messenger RNA. RefSeq names its product glucose-6-phosphate isomerase (gene Pgi). The record is from RefSeq and is a predicted model, not a curated record. Gene Ontology annotation, molecular function: monosaccharide binding; carbohydrate derivative binding; glucose-6-phosphate isomerase activity. The coding region runs from base 37 to 1818 and encodes 593 amino acids. Gene Ontology annotation, cellular component: cytosol. Gene Ontology annotation, biological process: glycolytic process; gluconeogenesis; glucose 6-phosphate metabolic process. The transcript has 8 exons. Lineage: Eukaryota; Metazoa; Arthropoda; Insecta; Neuroptera; Chrysopidae.